AUGAACUUGGACGGCUUCCAGAAGGCUCUGGCGGACCUUCAGGGCCGCUGCUCCACGCUGCUCGGCAACCUCACCCGUCUCCAGCCCAACCACGGUCCAUUUCCCGCCCUUCCCACCAGCCCGCCCUGGGCCCGGAUUGCACCACCGGGCCGGGGCAGGCCCAUGACGGUUGAGGCAAUCGAGGAGCGGUUGGAGGGGAUACCCGUUUACGCCCUCAGCAACGCUUCGGAGGAGUUUCUUUUGGUCUCGGGCUCUUCCACCGGAAAGCACCUAGGUCUCUUCUGCUUUAACAAGGAUGACGCCGAAGCGCUCCUCAACCAGGUCACGCUUAUCGACCCUCACGCGCGCCAGGGCUCCAAAGUCGUUCCCGUUGCGCUCAACAAGGUCCUCUAUUCUUCUCUUUCCACACCUCUUCUUCUUCGCUCUGUUUCCUUUGGUUACUUGUCUCGCGCUUGUUUCUUCAGGUGUUUCAGCUCAAGGUGA
Sphenostylis stenocarpa is the source of this 483-nucleotide messenger RNA. NCBI's taxonomy places the organism in Eukaryota, Viridiplantae, Streptophyta, Magnoliopsida, Fabales, Fabaceae. The record is from the annotation of a GenBank genome assembly.